Talaromyces marneffei is the source of this 1368-nucleotide messenger RNA. RefSeq lists its product as uncharacterized. NCBI's taxonomy places the organism in Eukaryota, Fungi, Ascomycota, Eurotiomycetes, Eurotiales, Trichocomaceae. The record is from RefSeq and is a predicted model, not a curated record. Bases 1 to 1368 code for a protein of 455 amino acids. The transcript has 2 exons.
AUGCAGUCUCAUGGGCAUGAUGGACCGGGUCACGAUACCACAGCGACCUCGGAGAGCAGUGCUGCCUUGUACAGGGCACGGGGUGGUGCUUCGUCGCGAGACAGUCCUCUAGGGUCACGGAACACUAGGCUACGAUCUGAAGACUCGUGGAUCGAAGUGUCCUCGCAACCAUCUACGUCUUCACUAUCAUCGGCUGCGACCACCGACGAUAUCAUCACAACAGGUCUCCGAGUAGAAAGAUCAGACCCGCGCAUAUCUCGGCUUCGGAAUAAGCGGAAACGAACAAAGCAGCAUAUGUCACUACUCCAGGAUUCUUCGCGGGAAUCAAGCUUAGCCGGCAGCAGCCAGGAUGAAUACGAUGAAAGCGACAGCGAGUCCGAUAAAGUCAUGAGUGGUUCCAACGAAGAUAUUACGGCACAAUCGCAAGGCGAUGCUCUACUCUUGCGCCAUGGAUCCAUGUCGGAAAAUACGUCGUCAGGAGAGGAUGAUGAAGAUGAUCGGUCAACAGCGUUAGGGCCGCGAAUAAGCUCAUCGCCAUUUGUUCCGCAACCGAAUGCAUUUUCACACGCCCCGCAAUAUUCUCGAUCACGAUCUUAUAAUGGCCCCGGAACUACACCAAGUCUUGUGUCUAACAGUAGUCAAGCUACCGCUAUACGACACAACUCAAGUUCAACUGUACGCAACACUCGGAGGAGUAGCCGCACGCAACAUGUACCAUAUAAUAUGAUUUCUCCAAGUUACCAGGCAGACCAUGACGCUGCCCUUCGUGCCAGUCUGUCUACUCUGCUUUCACUGGGUACAGCUGUACGAGGUGCGCCAAAGAAUGAUAGUCCGCCGACACCUGCAGGUCCACAAAUUGCACCAGCAUCUUCAUUCCGUCUUGUGUCUGAAUCAGUGGCUAUGGGUGAAGAAACAGAUGACGCUGGUCGUGCACCGAGGAUGAUCCCCGGAACCCCUCGAACAGACGCUCGAAAUAUGCAACAGCCCAAACCCCCUCGCUCCAUCUCAUCUUCUGCACCUUCCAAGGGCAAGAGGAAAGCAUCCAAAGAUCGCGGCUCAUCUCAUACAGCAGCUUCCAAGAAAUCGCGACAAACCAGCAUGAGCGGUUCACUAGUUGGUGUUAGCCCUACUCUAAUGACAUGGGUUAUUAGUGCCGGUGUUGUUGUGUUAUUCUCGGCGAUCAGUUUCUCAGCCGGAUACGCUCUUGGCCGUGAAGUUGGCCGAACAGAAAUGGGCAUGGAAUCGAUGGUUGGCGGGAGCACGUCAGAUCAAUUCACUACAUCGGCCAACUGUGGCACAAAUGCAGUGAAAGGCAGCCUCAAGCGAUUGCGAUGGGGAGGCACUGCCAGUGGUGUGAGUGUCAACUGA